This is a messenger RNA of Notothenia coriiceps (black rockcod), 449 nucleotides long. It is a transcript of the gene pdcd2, whose product is annotated as programmed cell death 2. The annotation marks the transcript as partial. Gene Ontology annotation, cellular component: nucleus. Lineage: Eukaryota; Metazoa; Chordata; Actinopteri; Perciformes; Nototheniidae. The transcript has 2 exons. The record is from RefSeq and is a predicted model, not a curated record.
ACUGCGGAGUGCGGAACGAAACACCUGCGGAUCGCUGUUUCCUCACGGACCCUUUUCUGAAUGGCACCACAUUUUCAAAACAUGUGUUGUGAAGCAGGAUUUAUUCUGUCAGUUUUUAACAUACCAUAUUAAUUUCUCUAAAAUGUCCGGAGGUCGCAGCCUGUCCUCGGAGGAGGUGGUCCUCGGCUUCCUGGAGGAAGUGGAGCCGUGGCGGCUUCUGGCCCCGCAGUUCCCCAGCAAAGUGGGGGGUAGGCCGGCGUGGCUGAGCCGGACAGGCCUGCCCUCCCUACCCGGGCUACAGUGUGAGAUGUGCCGCCUGCCGAUGGCCUUCCUGCUGCAGGUGUACGGACCAAUUUCUGGUCAGGACAGAAGUUUCCACAGAACACUCUUUCUGUUCUGCUGCAAAACUCACGAGUGCUACACGCAUAACGACAGCCGCUGUUUUAAAG